AUGGCUGAUUCACUAAAGAAAGAUACUGAAGUAGUUAAAGAUAAAGUAGCAGGAGCUGCAUCAGAAGCUAGUCAUGAAACUAGUCAUAGUGUUGAUGCUAUAAAAGAUAAAGUUGAUGAAAAGAAAUCUGAAACAUCCAAAGAAUCAAAUAGAAAUAGUGUCGAACAUGAUGUUAAAAGUUUUGUUGAAGCCGUUAAAGAAAAAGCCGCUGAAGCAUACAACUACGUUGCUGGUGGUGAAGGCGAAGGAAAAGGUCUUGUUGGAACUGUAAAAGAAAAGGCUGCCGAAGCUUAUCAUUAUGUUGCUGACAAAGUUACUGAAGCAACACAUGCUGUAACUGGUGAUUCUCAUAAAGAAGUAGCUAAGGAUUCCAAUCAAUCAAGUGGUGUAAGUGCAAAUGCUGAUGCUGUUACGGACAAGCACAAUCUUUUUUCAGAUCAAACAAAAAUGUAUACACGUUGUAAUGUUUUAAAAAACAUUGUUCAAAGUUUUAUUACAUCAAAUUCAUAUAGCCGUUUCGUUCGUUUUCAAUCAUCUACAACUAAUUUUGCAGUAGAUACUUCGCAAAACUCCAAUUCAAAAAUCAAGAAUCGUUAUUUUACAGAAGAUGCCUUUCUUGAUUUAACAACAGAUUAUAAUCGUAGAAGAUUUGUUCAAAGUGAACUUGUUUCAAAUGCUAUUAAAAAUAUUAAUAGCAAUAUAUCUGAGAGACUUAGUUUAUUAAUAUUAACAGCUGCUGCUCGUUGUGUUCAUCAUAUUACACCAGAUAAACGUGUUCAAUUAUUAGAAGAAGCAUGGAAAACAUUAAAUGAUAAAAAGAUUCGAUUAACAACACGUCAUUAUGAAACAUAUUUAAGUGGUCUUAAUGAAAAUGGUUUUAUAUUUGAUGCUGAUUAUUAUUUAAAAUUAAUUGAUAGUGAACAAAUACAAGCAACGCCACGUCUCUAUAGUUUACUAUUAACUCAAUAUUGUCGUGAAGGUAAUACAGAUCGUGCACAAAAUUUUUUGAAAAUGCUUAAAGAACGUAAUGUAAGCAUUGAUGAAGAUAUAUUUGCUGCAUUAAUUGUUUGUCAACUUAAACUUGGUAAUGAUAAAGGUGCUAAUGAUAUAAUACAAAUAAUGAAAGAACGUGGUUUACAACCAACUAUAUCAACAUACAAAGAAAUUUUAACAGCACUUAUUAGUGAACAUAAAUUAGAACAAUUUGAAUAUUAUUUUGGUCAAAUUGAAUCUCAACAACGUCAAACAUCAUCAUCAUCAACUGUUUAUAUUGAUGCACAUUUUGUUGUUAUUUUACUUGGACAAUGUAUUUCAUAUAAAGAACGUCCAAUAUUUGAUUUAUUAUUAAAUACAUUAAAAGAACUUGAUCAUGGACGUAUGCCAAAUAAUUUAUUCAAUUUAGCUAUACAAUGUGUAACAAAUGAAUGGCAUGAAUCAGCCAUUGAAUUAUUACAAAUGCAAUCGGAAGCUGAUGCAAUUGAUGAAGAAACAUCACCUUAUCAAGGAAUUAAUGGACGUCAUUGGAUACUCUUUUUCAGACAAUUACUUGAUAAUAAAGAACCUCAUCUAAUGGAUAUAUAUCUUAAAUUAAUGAUGGAAAAAAAUCUAGUACCACUUGAUGGUAUUCUUCGUGUUUUAUAUACAACACCAAAUGAAAAUCAUCAUUUAGCACUUAAUUAUCUUGAACGUGGACAAGAAUUAAAUCAUCCAAUGCGUACAAAUUAUUUUUAUCCAAUUUUACUAAAUAUCUAUUCACCAAAAACAUGUCAAAAUUGGACAGAUAAUGAUCGUUUACGUUUAUUUCGUUUACUUGAUCGUUUAUCUAUACCAAUUGAAUCAUCAACAUAUUCAAGAAUUGUACAACCAAUAUUUCAUCAAUAUUAUCAAAAUGAUUUUAAUCCAUUAUUAAACAUGUUAUCAAAAAAUAAUCUACAAUCAAUACUUGAUCGUAUAUGUCGUUUAUUAUUAAAUGAUAUACGACGAAAUGUGCUUCAGUUAAAUAUAAUUGAACAAAUCGCACCAUUUUUUCGCUUACAUACACGUUCAAGACAAGAAGAAUUUGCAAGAUAUUUAUGUUCUUUUAUGACUGGUAUAUCAACAAAAUUAGAUGAACAUCAUGAUGAAGAAAUCAAUAAAGAUUCUCAAACAAAAUCUAUGAAUGAUUAUACACGAAUAUUUCAAUUAAUUGAUUCAAUAUCGAAAAAUUUAUCAAAUGAUAUUCCGAUGCUUAAACAUGAAUUAUUUAUAUAUUUACUUCGUUUUUCAGCUCAACAUCGUCGAACAGAUUUAACAUCACGAUUAGCUGAACAAUGUAUAAAAGAUAAUCUUAAAAUAGGUGGUUCAAUGAAUGAAAUUGAUAUAUUAACUAAUUAUACAUUACCACGUGAUAUUGUUGAACAAUUAGCACGUUAUAAACCAGGUGAAUUAUCAUGGAAAGAAAAACUUUCAACUAUGGAUUUACAAAAAACAAAUCGUCAACAAUUAGAAGAACUUUAUGAAGAAGCAAAACAAGAUGGAAAAUAUCCAUUUAAUUUACAACAACGAUUAUUAGAUAAUUAUAUUCAAAAAAAAUCUAUACAAAAAGCAUUUACUCUCUUACAUGAAAUGGUUUCAAAUAGACAUCAGAUUCAUUCAUCUAUUCUACAUCGUUUAUUCGAUUUUAUAACUGUAAAACUUGAGAAUAAAACUGACGCAUCCAAAGCUGACUAUCGUGAAGAUUUAAAAUUUUUAUGUGACCUAUAUGAAAAAUCAUUUGGUCUUAUAAAUUUACCACCGGAAUUAACAUUUCGUUUAGCUCAUAUGCAUCUUCUUAAUGGUGAUCAAGAUAAUGCAAUACAAGUUAUUUCAAAUAAAUUAAACUCUAAAUUAAAUGAUGAAAUUUAUCAUUAUUUAAUAAAAUUUCUACAAUUAGAUUCGUCAUUAUUAACAACUGAUGGUUUAACAGCAAUCGGAAAUUUAUUCCUUAGUUUUCGUAUCAAUGAACCGAUAAGAAAAUUUUGGGAUUUAUUUUUCGAUAUUCUAUUAGAAAAAACAAGUCCACAAGAUCUUGUACAAUAUUAUUCUGAUGCGAUGAGAGAAAACAGCAAUAUACCUUAUCUUCAUCUAUUUAAAUUAUUUAUUGAAAAAAAUGAAUUAAAUCGUUUACAAGAUAUUGUUGAUAUAGCAACAUUACAACAUGGUUCACGUAAUGUUUUACAUGAUCUUGCUUUUACAUUAAUCGAAGGUGGAAAAAUAAAACAAGCCGAAAAAAUUUUUCGAACACCAUGGUUGAAAGCAAGAAAUAGUCGAAUUAAUUUACAUGCUUUACUUUUUGCUGAUUCAAAUAAUCUCGAUGCAUUAAUUGAAAGUAUAAAAUUAACACGAAGUUUACCUGGUGUUAAUCAAAGUCAAUUAUUUACAUCAGCUAUACGUGUGGCUUUACGUCUUGAUCAAUCUGAUAUGAUCGAUUGGUUAGUCAAAGAAAUAAAAGAAAAUCAAAUUCAACUUGAUAUUCGAAUAAAAAAAUAUCUUGAUGCUCAUUUAUUAUCAAAAGGUCUUGAUCCAUUAAAAAUUGGUGCUUAUGAAAAUAAAAAUAAAAAUGAAAAAGACUCAACUUCAUCUUCUGAUGAUGAUGAUGCACAAGCAGAACAAUGUCAAUUAACAUUAAAUGAUGAUGUUCAAUUGACAACAAGUACAUUUCUUCAAUCACGACAUUUUUGUAGUUCAUAUAAUCUUCUUCCAAAAAAUACAUACCAAAUAUUUAUAUCAGGCCGUAUAGUUGAUUAUAAAAGUCGUUGUAAAAGAAGUAUAGCUAAUGCCAAUAUUGAAAUAAUACAUGUACAACCAAGUUUUCGUUCAAUUUGUCAUGAACUUAACCAUCCCAAUUCACGUGGUUAUUUUAAUGUAUCAACUUCGGUAGCAAUGCCAUUAACCGAACAACUUUUCUUACGUGUAACAUCACCCGGUUAUGAAACAAUUACUAAAGAAAUUAUUUUAUCAUCAUCACAAAAACGACCACAAACUAUUAUUCUCAAAUGGCAAAUUGUUUUAAUGCCAACCAUAGAACAAAUUAAACCACAAAAACAACAACAACGAAUGAAUUCUAGAAUCGAUUCUCUUAUGUCUCAAAUGACAUUAGAUGAAAAAAUUGGGCAAUUAAAUCUUGUUACACUUGGUUUUGAUGUAACUGGUCCAAUUUUAAGUCAAAAUGUUGAAGAAAAUAUUCGUCGUGGUCUUAUUGGUGGUGUAUUUAAUACUUAUACACCCAAGGCUGUUCGUCCCUUACAAGAACUUGCUAUGAAUAGUACACGUUUAAAAAUUCCAUUGAUUUUUGGUUAUGAUGUUAUUCAUGGACAUAAAACUAUUUUUCCAAUACCAUUAGGAAUAAGUACAACAUGGGAUAUGGCAUUAAUAGAACAAAGUGCACGCAUUGCUGCUCAAGAAGCAACAGCUGAUGGUCUUAAUUGGGUUUUUUCACCAAUGGUUGAUAUAGCACGUGAUCCACGUUGGGGAAGAAUAGCUGAAAGUGCUGGUGAAGAUCCUUGGUUAGGUAGUCAAAUAGCUGCUGCUAUGGUACGUGGUUAUCAAGGACAUGAUUUAACGCGUCCGAAUACAGUUAUGGCAUGCAUUAAACAUUUUGCUUUAUAUGGUGGUUCAGAAGCAGGUCGUGAUUAUAAUACAGUUGAUAUGAGUCGUAUAGCAAUGUAUCAAAAUUUUCUUCCACCUUAUCAUGCAGCUGUUAAGGCUGGUGCUGGUAGUGUGAUGACAUCAUUCAAUGAAAUUGAUAGUAUACCAGCAUCAGCUAAUCGUUGGUUGUUACAAAGUUUAUUACGUGAACAAUGGAAUUUUAAUGGUUUUGUUGUUACAGAUUAUACAGCAAUUAAUGAAAUGAUUCAUCAUGGUAUAGGUGAUCUACAAGAAGUUAGUGCUCGUGCAUUAAAUGCUGGUGUUGAUAUGGAUAUGGUUGGUGAAGGAUUUUUAACAACAUUAAAAAAAUCUUUAAAUGAAGAAAAAAUAAAUGAACAAACAAUAAAUCAAGCAUGUCGUCGUAUUCUUGAAGCAAAAUAUAAAUUAGGUUUGUUUGAUGAUCCAUAUCGUUAUAUUGAUGAAUCACGUACACAAACAGAUAUAUUUACUUAUGAAAAUCGUUUAGCAGCAAAAGAUUUGGCUCGUCGUUCAUUUGUUCUUCUUAAAAAUGAUCGCCGAACAUUACCAUUAGCAAGAUCUAAUUUAAAACUUGCACUUAUUGGUCCAUUAGCUGAUGAUCAUAGAAAUUUAAUCGGUAGUUGGAGUGCUGCUGGUGAUUGGCGACAAGCAAUUAAUGUUCGUGAUGGUAUUAAUAAACUUCUUGGAGAUAAAAUAGAAGUUUUAUAUGCAAAAGGAUCAAAUCUUAUUGAAGGUGCACCUUUGAUCGAACUAUUAAAUGCACAUGGUGGUGAUAUUGUAUUAGAUGAACGAUCUGCUCAAGAAAUGAUUGAUGAAGCUGUAGAAAUAUCAGAAAAAUCCGAUGUUAUUGUAGCUGUUGUCGGUGAAGCACAAGGCUUGACAGGUGAAGCAGCAAGUCGAGCAGAUAUCGGAUUACCAGAAUAUCAAAAACGCUUACUUCAAGCAUUAUUUGAUACAGGUAAACCAGUCGUUAUUGUAUUAAUGAAUGGUCGACCACUGACAUUAACAUGGGAACAUGAACAUGCAGCAGCUAUUUUAGAAACAUGGUUUGCUGGUACAGAAGCUGGCACUGCUAUUGCCGAAGUACUUUUUGGUUUUUAUAAUCCAGCUGGUAAACUUACAGCAACAUUUCCUCGUCAUGUUGGACAAAUUCCAUUAUAUUAUAAUCAUAAAAAUACUGGACGACCAUUUAAUGUAACUCAAUGGACUGAAAAAUACAAAAGUCGUUAUUUAGAUGUACCUAAUGACCCAUUAUAUCCAUUUGGUCAUGGUCUUAGUUAUACGUCAUUUAAUUUUGGUCCAAUAUAUGUAGACAAAAAUGAACUUCGUGGUGAUUCUGAUCGUUUAACAGUACGCAUUAGUGUACACAAUAUUGGUGCAUAUGCUGGUGAAGAAGUUGUUCAAUUAUAUAUAAGUGAUCCAGCAGCAAGUGUCACGCGAGCUGUACGUGAAUUAAAAAAAUUUAAAAAAAUAUUUCUUCGAUCACAACAACAAGAAGAAAUUUCAUUUAUUAUAACAACAGAUGAUUUAAAAUUUUUUAAUACUAAUCUAGAUUAUAUUUGGGAAGAAGGAGAUUUUAUUAUUCAUAUUGGUCCUGAUUCAGUCAAUACUCAAUCAGUACAAACUUUACUUCCAGCGCCACGUCCGCUUUUAGCGAACGUUGGCCUGGUUACAUCUUCAUCAUCACCCAUACCACCACACAAAACAAAAACAUCUAUUAGUCGAUCACCAUCAUCAUCGUCAUCAUCAUCAUCAAAUUCAUCAAAAUCAUCCUCAUCCGGUUCAUCAAGAUCCCGUUCACGAUCACCAAUAUCUCGUCGUUCACGUUCACCAACACCUGAUAAACCACCAACACCAUCAUCAUCAACACCUCCAGUUACAAUUAAUAACUCCAAUGUAUCAUCAUCAUUAUUACAACAACAAGCAGCUGCAGCAGCUGCACUUUUUUCUAGUAGUUCUCUUAGUUCAUUAUUACCUAUGUAUAGUAUGGGUCUUUUUCCAAUACCUCCCCCACCACCACCACCACCUAUUUUACCUGCAGUAAAUUUUUCACCCGAACAAAUAGCUCGUGUUUGUGAAACAUUAGAAGAAAAUGGUGAUAUUGAUCGAUUGGGAAGAUUUCUUUGGUCAUUACAAGUUGCACCUGGCUCAGCAAAUCUUUUAGUACAACAUGAAAGCAUUUUACGUGCUCGGGCACUUGUAGCAUUUCAUUUGGGUAAUUAUCGUGAACUCUAUCAUUUAUUAGAAAAUCAUAAAUAUACACGUGAUUCACAUGCAAAAUUACAAGCUAUGUGGAUGGAAGCACAUUAUCAAGAAGCAGAAAAAUUACGUGGACGACCAUUAGGACCAGUUGAUAAAUAUCGUGUACGAAAGAAAUAUCCAUUACCACGUACAAUAUGGGAUGGUGAACAAAAAACUCAUUGUUUUAAAGAACGAACACGUUCUUUGUUAAGAGAAUGGUAUUUACAAGAUCCAUAUCCAAAUCCGGCCAAAAAACGUGAACUUGCACAAGCAACUGGAUUAACACCAACACAAGUAGGAAAUUGGUUUAAAAAUCGGCGACAACGUGAUCGUGCAGCACAAGCCAAAAAUCGACAACAAUAUGGUAUUGGUGCAGGUAGUUAUUCUCCACCAUCAUCACCUGAUUCUUCAACAACGUGA
This is a messenger RNA of Rotaria sp. Silwood1, 7305 nucleotides long. The record is from the annotation of a GenBank genome assembly. Lineage: Eukaryota; Metazoa; Rotifera; Eurotatoria; Philodinida; Philodinidae.